Molecule: messenger RNA, 7038 nt
Organism: Xiphophorus couchianus (Monterrey platyfish)
Lineage: Eukaryota; Metazoa; Chordata; Actinopteri; Cyprinodontiformes; Poeciliidae
Molecular function (GO): protein binding
Source: RefSeq, a predicted model, not a curated record
UGCAGCUCAGUGAGUUUUUCUCUCUAUGAAGAGAAAAGAGUCAGAACUGUUUGAUUCUCCGUCAGAUUUUUGUUCCAGAGUAACUUCCUGUCCCUGCAGCUCUGUUUACGUCGUUUGGUGUCGAUGUAACCUCGAUCAUCGUGAUCGGGUUCUAGCUCAGUUCAGAUCAGUUCUGCGUUGUGUGAAUAAGGAGACAGGAUGAGAUGAAAUGAUGUUUAUCUGUACGGAACAGAACCAGGACUGAUCAGGAAUCGGGUUCAUCACAGCGGGUACAGCACCUCGCGCUCAUCUCAUGAACUGGCGACAAGAUGUCUGCCUUCACUUUAUGUAACACUGCCAACUACCAGGAGGGGGCGCUGUUUCACCCAUUACACAUGAACCAUAACUUGGAAGUAAUUAACUAUGUUACAUCAGCAGCAAUAAAUGUGUUGAUAAUGAUUGUUUCUGGUUCUGGUCCAAAUAUCAUCCUCCAGUCUUCAGUACCGAAUCUGGACCAUCAGAAUCAGAGCCAGAAGAUGGAAGAUCAGGACAGAGCAGAACCUCCAGGACCCAUCAGUCCAUCUAUGAGGAGUGAUUGGUCCAAAGAUGAACCUCCAGACUUCAGUAAUGAACCUGGACCAUCAGACAGAAAGAGGAGCUUUGGUGAGGAGGAGCAUCCAUCCUGCUGUGCUUUGGGUCAGAAUGUUCUGAUGGAUCCGGUCUGUACCAGCUGCCCCCAGUGUGGGAAACAACCCAGAACAGGAUCUGGAUGGCUGACAGCCAAUCAGAGCAGCUGUGCUCCAGAUGUUGGUCUGCAGGAGGUUCUAGAGGAACAUAAGAUCAGUGUGAGGAGAAGAUGUGAAUGUGUGACUGAGGGAAGUGAUGAAACAGGAAGUAGAUCCCUCCUCAACAGGAUCUACACUGAUCUCUACAUCACAGAGGGACAGAGUGACGAGGUUAACACCCAGCAUGAGGUGAAGCAGCUGGAGAGAGCUUCCAAGUUUCAGAACCUCCAUGUUUCUGCAAUCAGAUGCCACGACAUCUUUAAAGCCUUCCCUGAUCAACAUGGAGUUAUCAGAGUGGUUCUGACCAAUGGCGUUGCUGGUGUUGGAAAAACCUUCUCAGUGCAGAAGUUCACUCUGGACUGGGCUGAGGGACUGGAGAACCAAGAUAUCAGUGUGGUGGUUCUGUUUUCUUUCAGGGAGCUGAACUUGAUCAGAGAUGAGCAGCACAGUCUUCUCACACUGCUCCAUGUUUUCCAUCCAACUCUCCAGAAGCUCCCAGCAGAGCAACUGGUUAAAUGCAAACUUCUCUUCAUCUUUGACGGUCUGGAUGAAAGCAGAUUUUCACUGGACUUCAACAACAGUCAGCUGGUUUCUGACGUCACCCAGAAAUCAUCAGUCAAUGUUCUGCUGACAAACCUCAUCAAGGGGAACCUGCUUCCCUCGGCUCUCAUCUGGAUAGCUUCCCGACCUGCAGCCGCCAAUCAGAUCCCUCCUUCAUGUGUUACCAGGGCAACAGAAGUACGAGGCUUCACCAAUGCCCAGAAGGAGGAAUACUUCAGGAAGAGGUUCAGUGAUGAAAAGCUGUCCAGCAGAAUCAUCUCCCACGUCAAGACCUGCAGGAGCCUCCACAUCAUGUGUGGAAUCCCAGUCUUCUGCUGGAUCACUGCUACAGUUCUGGAGAACAUGUUGACCUCAGAGCAGAGAGGAGAGCUGCCCAAAACCAUGACUGACAUGUACUCACACUUCCUGCUGGUCCAGACAAAGAGGAAGAACAAGUACCAUGGAGGACAUGAGACAAGUCCACAGGAGCUGAUGGAGGCUGACAGGGAAGUUCUUCUGAAGCUGGGGAGGCUGGCGUUUGAACAUCUAGAGAAAGGAAACAUCAUGUUCUAUCAAGAAGACCUGGAGCAGUGUGGUCUGGAUGUCACAGAGGCCUCGGUGUACUCAGGAGUUUGUACAGAGAUCUUCAAAAGAGAGAGUGUGAUCUUCCAGAAACCAGUUUACUGCUUUGUUCAUCUGAGCGUCCAGGAGUUUCUGGCUGCAGUCUACAUGCUCCACUGUUUCACCAGCAGGAAGUCAGAGGUGAUCAAGACGUUUCUGGGAGAAAAAUACAGAGAAACAUCUCUAGAUGAGUUCAUGAAGAAAGUCAUGGAGAAAUCCCUCAGCAGUAAAAAUGGCCACCUGGACCUGUUUGUCCGCUUCCUUCAUGGUCUCACUGUGGAGUCCAACCAGAGACUCUUAGAAGAUCUGCUGGGUCAGACAGAGAACAGUCCAGAAACCAUCCAGAGAAUCAUCACCAACCUGAAGGAGAUGAACACUGAUAGAAUCUCUCCUGACAGAAGCAUCAACAUCUUCUACUGUCUGGUGGAGAUGAACGACGUCUCAUUUUAUCAGGAGAUCCAACGGCUGCUGGAUUCAGGGAAGCAGCUCUCAGUGACUGACUGUUCAGCUCUGGCCUUCAUGCUGCAGAUGUCAGAGGUUCUGGAUGAGUUGGACCUGGAGAAGUACAACACAUCAGAGGAUGGACGACUGAGACUGGUUCCAGCUGUGAGGAACUGCAGAAAGGCUCGACUUGGUGGCUGUAGGCUCCAAAAUUAUGAAUGUGAAGUUUUGGCCUCGGCUCUGAAGUCCAACCCAGAUCUGACUGAACUGGAAAUAAGUGAGAUCUUCAUAAAUAAAGGUGGAGACUCUGAUCUGAAGCCUCACCUUGAGAUCCUGGAGAGUUCAGUCAGUAAAGUGAAGAUUCUGAGAUCGCAUGACCACAGUUUCUCAGAGACCGGCUGGACUUCUCUGUUCUCAGCUCUGAAGUCCAAACGGACCCAUCUGACAGAACUGAUCCUGAUCGAAACCAACCUGGAAGGUUUUGGAGUGAAGGAGCUCUGUGAUUUUCUACAGACUGAAGGCUGCAGACUGGAGACAUUGAUAUUGCAGAAAUGCAGUUUGUCAGAGGCCAGCUGGACUUCUCUGUUCUCAGCUCUGAAGUCCAAACCGACCCAUCUGACAAGACUGGACCUGAGCGCAAUCAACCUGGAAGAUUCUGGAGUGAAGGAGCUCUGUGGUUUUCUACAGACUGAAGGCUGCAGACUGGAGACAUUGAGUUCUUUAUUCAGGUUGUUUAACAGCAGUUUGUCAAAGAUCAGCUGUUAUUAUUUGGCCUCAACUCUGAAGUCCAACCCGACCCGUCUGACAGAACUGGACCUGGGAGGAAACGAGCUGGAAGAUUCUGGAGUGAAGGAGCUCUGUGGUUUUCUACAGACUGAAGGCUGCAGACUGGAGAAAUUGAUAUUGUUCAGCUGCAGUUUGUCAAAGAUCAGCUGUGAUUAUUUGGCCUCAACUCUGAAGUCCAACACGACCCGUCUGACAGAACUGGACCUGGGAGGAAACAACCUGAAGGAUUCAGAUGUUCAGCAGCUGAAGAAUCUUGUAAAGACUGUAAAGAGGAGCUUUGGUGAGGAGGAGCAUCCAUCCUGCUGUGCUUUGGGUCAGAAUGUUCUGAUGGAUCCGGUCUGUACCAGCUGCCCCCAGUGUGGGAAACAACCCAGAACAGGAUCUGGAUGGCUGACAGCCAAUCAGAGCAGCUGUGCUCCAGCAGAUGUUGGUCUGCAGGAGGUUCUAGAGGAACAUAAGAUCAGUGUGAGGAGAAGAUGUGAAUGUGUGACUGAGGGAAGUGAUGAAACAGGAAGUAGAUCCCUCCUCAACAGGAUCUACACUGAUCUCUACAUCACAGAGGGACAGAGUGACGAGGUUAACACCCAGCAUGAGGUGAAGCAGCUGGAGAGAGCUUCCAAGUUUCAGAACCUCCAUGUUUCUGCAAUCAGAUGCCACGACAUCUUUAAAGCCUUCCCUGAUCAACAUGGAGUUAUCAGAGUGGUUCUGACCAAUGGCGUUGCUGGUGUUGGAAAAACCUUCUCAGUUCAGAAGUUCACUCUGGACUGGGCUGAGGGACUGGAGAACCAAGAUAUCAGUGUGGUGGUUCUGUUUUCUUUCAGGGAGCUGAACUUGAUCAGAGAUGAGCAGCACAGUCUUCUCACACUGCUCCAUGUUUUCCAUCCAACUCUCCAGAAGCUCCCAGCAGAGCAACUGGUUAAAUGCAAACUUCUCUUCAUCUUUGACGGUCUGGAUGAAAGCAGAUUUUCACUGGACUUCAACAACAGUCAGCUGGUUUCUGACGUCACCCAGAAAUCAUCAGUCAAUGUUCUGCUGACAAACCUCAUCAAGGGGAACCUGCUUCCCUCGGCUCUCAUCUGGAUAGCUUCCCGACCUGCAGCGGCCAAUCAGAUCCCUCCUUCAUGUGUUACCAGGGCAACAGAAGUACGAGGCUUCACCGACACCCAGAAGGAGGAAUACUUCAGGAAGAGGUUCAGUGAUGAAAAGCUGUCCAGCAGAAUCAUCUCCCACGUCAAGACCUGCAGGAGCCUCCACAUCAUGUGUGGAAUCCCAGUCUUCUGCUGGAUCACUGCUACAGUUCUGGAGAACAUGUUGACCUCAGAGCAGAGAGGAGAGCUGCCCAAAACCAUGACUGACAUGUACUCACACUUCCUGCUGGUCCAGACAAAGAGGAAGAACAAGUACCAUGGAGGACAUGAGACAAGUCCACAGGAGCUGAUGGAGGCUGACAGGGAAGUUCUUCUGAAACUGGGAAGGCUGGCGUUUGAACAUCUAGAGAAAGGAAACAUCAUGUUCUAUCAAGAAGACCUGGAGCAGUGUGGUCUGGAUGUCACAGAGGCCUCGGUGUACUCAGGAGUUUGUACAGAGAUCUUCAAAAGAGAGAGUGUGAUCUUCCAGAAACCAGUUUACUGCUUUGUUCAUCUGAGCAUCCAGGAGUUUCUGGCUGCAGUCUACAUGCUCCACUGUUUCACCAGCAGGAACUCAGAGGUGAUCAGGAGAUUCCUGGAAGAAGAAUGCAAUGAAACGUCUCUGGAUGACUUCAUGGAGAAAGUCAUGGAGAAAUCCCUCAGCAGUAAAAAUGGCCACCUGGACCUGUUUGUCCGCUUCCUUCAUGGUCUCACUGCGGAGUCCAACCAGAGACUCUUAGAAGAUCUGCUGGGUCAGACAGAGAACAGUCCAGGAACCAUCCAGAGAAUCAUCACCAACCUGAAGAAGAUGAACACUGAUAGAAUCUCUCCUGACAGAAGCAUCAACAUCUUCUACUGUCUGGUGGAGAUGAACGGUCUCAUUUAUCAGGAGAUCCAACGGCUGCUGGUUUCAGGGAAGCAGCUCUCAGUGACUGACUGUUCAGCUCUGGCCUUCAUGCUGCAGAUGUCAGAGAAGGUUCUGGAUAACUUGGACCUGGAGAAGUACAACACAUCGCCAGAUGGACGACUGAGACUGGUUCCAGCUGUGAGGAACUGCAGAAAGGCUCGACUUGGUGGCUGUUCGCUUCGAAAGGCUGAAUGUGAAGUUGUGGCCUCGGCUCUGAAGUCUGACCCAGAUCUGAUUGAACUGGAAAUAAAUCAGAUCAAACUGACAGGAAAAACCUUUGGAGACUCUGAUAUGAAGCCUCUGCUUGAGAUCCUGGAGAGUUCAGUCAGUAAAGUGAAGGAACUGAGUUUGAGGGACUGCAGUUUAUCAGAGACCAGCUGGACUUCUCUGUUCUCAGCUCUGAAGUCCAAACCGACCCAUCUGACAGAACUGUACCUGUACAGAACCAACCUGGGAGAUUCUGGAGUGAAGGAGCUCUGUGGUUUUCUACAGACUGAAGGCUGCAGACUGAAGAGAUUGAGAUUGUGGGGCUGCAGUUUGUCAGAGGCCAGCUGGACUUCUCUGUUCUCAGCUCUGAAGUCCAACCCGACCCAUCUGACAAGACUGGACCUGAGCAGCACCAACCUGGAAGGUUCUGGACUGAAGGAGCUCUGUGGUUUUCUACAGACUGAAGGCUGCAGACUGAAGAGAUUGAGAUUGAACGAAUGCAGUUUGUCAGAGGCCAGCUGGACUUCUCUGUUCUCAGCUCUGAAGUCCAACCCGACCCACCUGACAGAACUGUACCUGAGCAGCACCAACCUGGAAGGUUCUGGAGUGAAGGAGCUCUGUGGUUUUCUACAGACUGAAGGCUGCAGACUGGAGACAUUGAUAUUGAAGGACUGCAGUUUGUCAAAGAUCAGCUGUGAUUAUUUGGCCUCAACUCUGAAGUCCAACCCGACCCACCUGACAGAACUGGACCUGGGAGGAAACAGACUGAAGGAUUCAGAUGUUCAGCAGCUGAAGAAUCUUAAAGACUUUAAUGUUCUGAUCUCUAUGAAGUAGAAAAUUGUCUCAGUGUCCUGCUGAUCCUCAGAGGUUGAAGCUGCAGCAGUUUGAGUCUAAAGAGACUCUGACUGGAUCAUGAUGAUGACCUCUGACCUCCAAGGUUUUCCUCCCGUUUAUUUUCUCGUGUCUGUCAUUUAGUGUCUGAUAUUGUUUGUCUCUUUGGAUCAAUAAAGAUCCAAUUCAAACUGGGCUCCAUUUAGAGGCUUCAUGGAGUUUUGAUCUGAACUGGAUUCAACUGGAAAGUUGAUCUUUUUUCUCUCUGAUUCAUUUUGAUCCUGGAACCAGAAAUGGUCUGAGAAUGAAAGACACUUCAAACCUCUUUUCUCUGCUGCUUCUUCCUUCUGCUGACAUGAAAAUGUUCCUCAAAGCGCCACAGAUAAAAAGAUGCUUUACUGGAAACUGCAGAGAAACUUCAGCUUCCAUCAGAGAAACCAGUUUAACCAGUUUAGAACUGGAUGUCCUACAGAAACUCUGAUCUUAGAGCAGUUUUCAGGAACAUGUGGAACCUGGAAAAAAAAGAUUUUAUAUAUUUUAUGUUCAUUGUAAAAGCUAAAUCUUGAAGUUUUACGUCAUCAUUGAUUCUCAGCUUUAAUUUCUCUGUUUUGGUUUUUACUUUUUUAACUCCAUAUUUCAUGUUUUGAGUUUUCUAGAGAACUUCAGGCUCUUUACUGUGAUUUUACUGAUUUAUUCAAACCUCAGAGAAUCACUGGGAUAAUGUGCUGAUUGGUUCAUGUUUGAUUUUCAUAAUUCUUCUAAUGCAAUGUGGGUUGCUGGAUGUUUAACGACCAAAUAAAGUUUUUAAAAAAUC